AUGGGUAAGAAAAGACAUGAAUGUUGUUGUGAUCAUAAAUUAUCAGUUUUCUUCGGUGGUAAGAACACGAAAGAGUUAAAAGGAAUAAAAUCGAAAGACGUUAAGGGAUGGUUGAAGAAUAGAUUUUCUUACAAUUUUGUACAUGUCAGAAAGGAUCCUGAUUGGUGGUAUGGAGUUGUGCACUUUGAAAAUGAUGAUAAUAAAACUAGAUUUUACAAUUUUGUGAGAAACCAAAAAUUUAUCGGACCUCUAAGUAAAACAAUCAUGUUCGCAGAAGCCUGUCCAAAAAGUGAAGAUUAUGAUGAUUAUGAUGAAUAUGAUGAUGAUGAUGAAAUGGAUGAUCUCUGUUUAAUUGUAGAUAUUUUUAUUUUUAAUGUGAAAAAUCUCUCUGUUGAUGUAAAUAUUAAUAAUACGAAACUCAUAUUUGUCAAAUUUGAGUAUGAUUUACCCAAAGAUUUAGAGGGAUCUCAUUGCCUAUUAAGAGAAGCAGUUUUUCCUGACAAGGAAGUUAUUCUAAAUCUGGAAUUACCCAAAAGGCAAGUUUAUAUAUUAAAUUAG
Rhizophagus irregularis DAOM 181602=DAOM 197198 is the source of this 558-nucleotide messenger RNA. The record is from RefSeq and is a predicted model, not a curated record. NCBI's taxonomy places the organism in Eukaryota, Fungi, Glomeromycota, Glomeromycetes, Glomerales, Glomeraceae.